Messenger RNA from Achroia grisella, 2104 nucleotides. RefSeq names its product growth hormone-regulated TBC protein 1-A. The record is from RefSeq and is a predicted model, not a curated record. NCBI's taxonomy places the organism in Eukaryota, Metazoa, Arthropoda, Insecta, Lepidoptera, Pyralidae. The transcript has 6 exons. The coding region runs from base 71 to 1084 and encodes 337 amino acids.
CAUCAAUUAAUAUUCCUAAUUUAAAAUUAGGUGUAUCAUGAGUGUACUAUAAAAGACAAUAUUAAUCGAUAUGGCACAAUCUAAUUUAAGCGAUAUAGACGAAUAUGGGUUUGAGAGACACGAAGACUUCGAUUAUAAUAGUUAUGAGGACUUCAUCUCGGCGUAUUUGAAAGUUUUGGCCUCAAGAGCACAAAAAUGGGGUGUGCUACUUGGUGAAGGAAAGUCGGUCAAACGUAAUAAUACAGUGAAGCGAUAUGUUCGCAAGGGUAUUCCUAGUGGACAUCGCCCAUCAAUAUGGAUGGCUAUAUCAGAAGCACAAAAAAUGAAAGAUGUUUCCCCCGAUUUAUAUCAUAAAAUAUUAAAUAGUCCUUUUGAGAAGGAGCUAGUGGACCUUGUGAAGACUGACCUGCCCCGCACUUUUCCCGACAACAUAUAUUUCACAAAGGAGGCCAAUCACCAAUCACAUCUGUUUAAUAUCCUCAUAGCAUAUGCACACAGUAACAGGGUGGUGGGCUAUUGCCAAGGCCUAAAUUAUAUUGCUGGCCUACUUUUUUUAGCAACAAAAAAUGAAGAAACCUCAUUUUGGUUACUCAAAGUUCUGGUGGAGAAGAUUCUUCCAGACUACUACACCAAAACAAUGGAUGGUCUCAUUGUUGACAUUGAAGUGUUAUCAGAACUAGUCAAAUCUAAAGUACCCGAUGUACAUCAACAUGUGAUAAAUCUGGGUCUCCCCUGGGCAGUAAUAACCACCAAGUGGUUUGUAUGCCUGUUUGCAGAAGUCUUACCUAUAGAGACAGUUCUCAGGAUUUGGGACUGCCUUUUUUACGAGGGCUCCAAAAUUCUAUUCAGAGUUUGUUUGACACUAAUAAAGUCGAACCAAGCAACUAUAUUGGCCUGCAAUGACUUCACAACACUUGCGGAAUGUUUUAAGGCUAUUGUGAAAAAUACCAGUGCGUUACAUUGUCACGAAUUUAUGCAGUCAAUUUUCAAAGUACCUGGAACACUAUCAAACACGACAAUAGUCAAACUGAGAGCCCGCUUUGCCAAACAACGCCGGGAACAGCAGCAGAAGGAGCCGCGAUGAAUUAAUCUACAGUAAAAUCCAAGGAAGAUUUGAUUGAUCUCAUUCUUGUUGGAACAAGAAAAUUAAUAAAACAAGAAACAACCAAAUUGUUAUUUUGUUAACAAUUAUUUAUACUUAUUAUAUAUAUCAUAUGCUAAAAUGAAGAAGUGACUAUGUAACUUAUGUAGCACAACAGAAUCAUUUAACUUUGAAUAGUGUUAGGGUCUCAACUAGAAACAUUGAGGGUGACAUAGUAAUAACAGUGUAAUUCAAUAAUUUAUUUGAUGUUGUGCAAUAAAUGUUUGUAAUGUAUUGUAUUUCAGUAGUGUACUUGUAAUACAAGCUCAAUCCAAUUCCAACAGUAGCAUGUGUUAGUAUUAAUCUCAAACAUGUGUAUCUUAUAGUAAAUUCUUAAAAGAACUUAUAAUUAAAUAUUUCUUGCUUGUGUGUACUGAUGCACAAAUAAGUAUUCUAAAUUUUAAAAUAUUUUAUUAUAAUUUAUUUAUUACGAUCAACAGUUACAUAACGUAUAAUACAGGAGAAACAAAUAUGGAAGACUGCCAUAAAAAGAGCUAUGCCAUCAUAAAAUGAUAUUAAAACGGAACAAUAAGUAAUAUAAUUGAUUAGAAUUUUAAGAAUUUUCGAAAUAAAAAGUUUAUAUAAAACCCUUACAUUGCCAGUGAAAAAAUGAAAUGAUUCACUACCUCUUCUCACCCGAGAUAUCAAAAAACAAAUAUUCUGGUGCAAUUAAGAGUAUAUUUAUGUAAUAAAAUGCGGGAAAUCCCUCUCUUCUUUGGAGACACCGGCCGCCAUCCGGACGAUAACUAAUUGUUAUAAUGAUUCCAUAUAUGAUUAGGAAAUAUAACAUUGUGUCACACGUCAUAGCCUUAUCUUAAUUUUCUGGCUAAUCAAUAUGAUACUCUGACACUAUUCAUAUUUUAUUAUAUUUUGCAUUUGGUAUGAAAAGUGCCUAAAGUAUAUAAUUUGAGGUACUAUGCAUAGAAAAUUUACACAUUUGCAAAAGAUCACGUGAAACUUACU